This is a messenger RNA of Histoplasma mississippiense, 192 nucleotides long. RefSeq lists its product with no specific name. The record is from RefSeq and is a predicted model, not a curated record. Bases 1 to 192 code for a protein of 63 amino acids. The transcript has 2 exons. NCBI's taxonomy places the organism in Eukaryota, Fungi, Ascomycota, Eurotiomycetes, Onygenales, Ajellomycetaceae.
AUGAGCUUCCAGAACCCUCGAAUAGGGGUCGUCAACUGUGAAAUCUCUAGCAAAUUUAUUGCAAGCCUCAGGGUUGUCAAAUCAAAGCCUGUCGUCAACAGUCUCCGCCAUCUUGUCCAAAAUGCUAGGAAAAUGUUGACUGCAAAAGUUCCCCUGUCGUUCCUUACACGCAUAAGCACGACGUCUAUAUAG